Fusarium vanettenii 77-13-4 is the source of this 3178-nucleotide messenger RNA. RefSeq lists its product as uncharacterized. NCBI's taxonomy places the organism in Eukaryota, Fungi, Ascomycota, Sordariomycetes, Hypocreales, Nectriaceae. The transcript has 3 exons. The coding region runs from base 1 to 3069 and encodes 1022 amino acids. The record is from RefSeq and is a predicted model, not a curated record. Gene Ontology annotation, molecular function: protein binding.
AUGUCCGGGUUCUUGGAUUUGCGACCCUUUUCGCUCGUCUUUGCUCUCAUCCCGCGCGUCACGGCGCCGUCUCAGCGAGUUACUCGAAAGGCAGUUGGAGCAUCUUCAAUUCAUUCUGCUUCUCCGCGUCCUGUUUCUUUGGCUUUGAGGCCUGCUUCUACGUGGAGUGCCCCGCCGAUUCAUCCCCAGCCAGGCCAACAACAUCAAUAUCCUCAUCAGCAGCCGAAUCAAUAUCCUCAAGCUCAGCCAGGUCAAUAUGCGCAUCCGCAGCAGUAUCCUCAGCAGGGUCAGCCCGUAGCUCAGCCAAACUCGGCGGGUGGUGUUCAUUAUCCUCAGCAACAGCCGUCGCAUCAGUACCAACAGCCUCAACAGCAGCAUCAAUCGCCAAGUCAGCAAUACCAACAGCCAAGCCAGUAUCAGCAGCCAAGCCAGCAGCAUCACCAACCAAAUCAACAACAGCCGUUGCCAAGCCAGCAACAUCCACCACAGGCGCAGCAGCAACAGCCGCCUUAUCAGCAGCCUCAACACCAGAGUCCGCAUCAACAGCAUACAUACCCGAAUCAGCAGCAAUCGCAGCCUCAACAACAACCACAGCAGCAACAAGUAUACCCGCAGCAACCCGAGCAUCAGCAACAGCAACAGCCCCAUCAACAAGUCCUGCCACAUCAGCAAGCGCAGCAGCAGCCUCCGCAACCUCAACAGCCGAAUUAUCAACAGCAGCAGCAACCACAUCAACAAGUCCCUCAGCCCCAGCAGCAACAUGACUACCACCAACAGCUGUCGCAGCAGCAACAUAAGCAACACCAACAGCAGCAGCAGCCGCAGCCGCAGCCUCAUCAACCCUCAAUCUCUAACCCCUCGGUGCUUCAGAACCCCCCGCCUCAACCAACACCCGAAAACCCACCACAACCACCACCAGCGAGCCCAGCUCUGCAGCGUCCCCAAUCGAUAAGCGAUCAUAAUAGCAUACACUCAUUUACGGCCGAGCAUGGAAGAGCCCAGAGUAUCAGUAGCAGCAGCGCUGGUAUUGCGACGCCUGCGACGACCAUCACUACACCAAGUACAUUGACGAGCCCGGUGUGGGAGCAUGCCGCUGUUCCUCCCGUGACGCAGCCAGUGCCGAGUGCACAGGUAUCAACUGGGCAGAAUUCUUCGAAUUCUUCGAUAUGCAACCAUUGUCGCAAAGUCUUUUGCGUCUGGUGCUUCACUGCAAAUGCUGUUAAUAUGUCCCACGGCCACGACAAGACCUACUACGUAGCCGACUCUGAUCCCCGCGUACAACUCUCCGUCCCAGACCCCACCUCCCACCUGUGGACGAUUCGCAAGAAUGUUUCAGGACGACUUUGGUAUACGCAUAAAUCGACGGGCUUGAAGACGCAUAUCAAGCCUACGGCUGCUGCGCUAUUGGGAUAUUCAGGUCUGCCGGUGGGCUGGGAGGAGAGAAGAACACCCGAUGGGAGGACUUUCUACUUCAAUCGCAAGAUGGGUAGUAGCUCAUGGACGAAGCCUGCUAAUUCCUUGCCCGACGGAUGGAAAGAGUUGAGGACUCCAGACCAGGUGCCGUUCUACAUCAAUGAGAACCUCGGACUCUCAACUUGGGAUCGUCCAGGUCAACAACCAAGAAAACGACCAGGGCAGAGCAACAAAGUCAUCACAAGAUCAAGAUCCGGACAACCCAACAACAACCAAAACGCCGGAGACGCCCUUCUCUCUGCUACCAUCAACGCAGCUAGGCUCACAGGCCAUGGUGUCGAAGUGGCAAGUCGACAGAUGGGCAAACUCGGCAAGAAAAAGAACUGGAGGAAGAUGGGCCGAAUGAUGACUCAAGCCAGCGGUUUAUCCAUGGACUCUGAUGGCGAAGGUGGUGGUGGGAACAGCUCUGACGAUGGAGGGUAUGAGGAUCAGGGACAGUAUCAGGACAACUCUGGCUUUCAACAGGCUGCGUUUUCGGAGCAGCAGUCGUUUAUGGAUCCGAAUCAAGCACAGGCUGGGUAUCAGCAGCCUGUCUAUGAGCAGCAGACGACGUACCAGUAUUCUGCGCAACAGGAGCAGCCUGUGUUUGAGCAACCGGCGUACGACAACAGCGGGCAAUUUGCAUUUCCUGGCAAUGAGCCUCAGCAAAGCUAUGAGCAACAGCAGGAACCUCAGUACCAGUAUGGCCAGAAUGCGGCGUAUGAUCAAGAACAACAGCCAGUACCUCAGCAACCUAUCGCCCCGCAGGAACAGCCACAGUACUACACACAAGAGGCCCAACAGCAGCUUGUUCAGCAGCCGGUUAUGCCUCAAGAGCAGCCGCAGUACUACCCUCAAGAAGCUCAACCGCAGCCUGCACAACAACCAGUUCUUCCUCAGGAGCAGCCUCAAUACUACACCCAGGAGGCUCAGCAGCAGCCUGUACAGCAACCUGUGCAACAGCAAGUGCCUCAGCAGCCAAUUUAUCAGCCAGCCCCUACCCAGCAACCUACUUCAUUCGAUCUCUUCACGCCCCCGGACCAGAACAGCGAUCCUCCUCCACCCGUUCCCCAAGAGCCAUGCAUGCCUCCUCAACCUGUUGUCGCCAACCAGGUCCCAACGACUCAAGCACCAAUGUAUACCUUCCAGCAACCAUUCUUCUACGACCCAGCCCCCACGACACAAGCCGAAGCUCCUGUGACAUACCAGUCGCCCGUCUACUCACCGACGUACAUACCUCCAGAGCAAAGCCAAUUGCCGCACAACAACCAGCCCGAGAUCAUAACGAGCGACGAUCCCCUGGUCGAGACCUACAACUCAGAGAGCACAACCAUCUUUGUCGACAACACUUCAUUCGUGACCGGACAGCAGAAUGCUGUGAACGAACCCGUCGGCAUUAUACCUGAUAGCCAGGGCGACAUUGUAGUAGAGGUUACGAUCCAGCAGCAGCCAGAGCCUCUAGGUGUUCCAAGUCAAUCGAGUUUGGAGGUCAUUUCAACUCCGGAGCCGUUGAUUAUACAGGAAAACAAUCAAGCGCCGGACUCUGUUUCGGCAGCUCAGUCGACACAACUUCAAGGGGACAUGGAUGCAUCUGCGGCAUGCUUGGCCCUCAUCUAGGGGAUCAGGAUCAGCCUUAUACAUGAGAGAUUUGUAUCUAGAGAUAUCACAAGUAGUAAAUGAUGAAUGAAAUCGAAUUCGCUGUCUAUACUCGGAUGCCCAUUAUUCC